Punica granatum (pomegranate) is the source of this 1107-nucleotide messenger RNA. NCBI's taxonomy places the organism in Eukaryota, Viridiplantae, Streptophyta, Magnoliopsida, Myrtales, Lythraceae. The record is from RefSeq and is a predicted model, not a curated record.
UAAAGAUAUGGUGGCUUAGACAACUUUAAAGAUACACACAAAACACAUAAGAACUCAUUAUCAUCUUUGUCUUUUGCAAUGUCAAGAGAGACGGCUACCAGAGAUGUUGUCUCCAAUCUCUCAUCCACCUCAGGGGAUGGAAAUAAUGCCAUCUUUUCCUCGAAUAGCAAUAAGUUACGCCUGUUCGGGUUCGAGCUAAUCGAUCCAUUGUCGAGCAUUAAACCUGUUGCAGAUGGAGAUGGCGAGAGCGUGAACUCGUCGAGUAUUCCCGGAAACCUCCCAGAGAACAGUACGGGCAAGAGGUUCGAGUGCCAGUACUGCCUCAAGGAGUUUGCAAACUCGCAGGCGCUCGGCGGCCACCAGAACGCGCACAAGAAGGAGCGGAUGAAGAAGAAGCGGCUGCAGCUCCAGGCGAGAAAGGCCGGCCUGAGCUACUAUUACCUCAAACCAGCUUCGCAAAACAAACUCAGAUAUCUCACGAACUAUGAUGAUGGUGACAUGGUUACGUGGCCGUACCAUCACCAGUUCGUGGUCGGGCAUGAGGAGUCGUCAUCAGCAUCGCAGAUCAGCUUCAGUACGUUGGAUCAGCCGGAGGCUGCCUAUGAUCUAAUCGGCUCUCGUUGGGCAGCGAACUGGCAAGCCCGCUACGACCUAUCAGCUGCAGGGAACAACAUCUCAUUUCAAGUACAGGAGAAUCAGAAUAAUCUAGGCCUGACCCACACGGACGCUGCCGGGUCGUCACCAGGAGAAGAUCAUCGCCAUAGCCUCACAUCCACGGUGACGAACCAAAGCUGUAAAUCGCCACUGGAUCUUCAGCUCAGUCUUGGCCUCCGGUCGAACUGCUUGCGGAGCUCCUCCUAAAGUCAGAUGGCAUGUGGCGUGCAAUACGGCCUUGUAUUCUGUAUAUAAAUUUAUAGAGGAUCGCUAAAUACCAAUUGAAUCGCAGUUAUUCUAUCUCCAGGAAUUUUAGAACGACUAACGUCGGAAAUAUAAUUAAUAUAGUCAGUUGAUAAUUUUAUUUCUCAUCGAUAUUAAUUUGUACCCGUGCCGAAGAAUUAGUUGUCACUCCAAAUCUGAUUCUUUAAGAAUGAUUCCUUUUACAUUGAU